UGUAGCCUUUUGGCUGAUUGGUGAAGUAAAAAGUUGAGAUUUUGUGUUGAGACUAAGCGUCCUCGUUGAAGGAUAUGAAUUUUAGCCGAUUCCAUUGCGGAAUUGGCGAGAUGAGAAAUCGGUCGGUUCGAUGCACACUUUUUAAGUGUCUCGUAAAGCUAGCAAGUGACCCGAGAUUGGUUGUGAGACCAAAUCUGUUUCGCCUCGUGGUCGUUCUGGCGCCGACGGUGCUCGAGUAUUUUAUUGUGCAGCUUGACGCUUUUUUAGUAAGAUUCAUUAUCUUCAAAGCUUGAGUGA
Molecule: messenger RNA, 297 nt
Organism: Meloidogyne enterolobii
Lineage: Eukaryota; Metazoa; Nematoda; Chromadorea; Rhabditida; Meloidogynidae
Source: the annotation of a GenBank genome assembly